Penaeus chinensis is the source of this 899-nucleotide messenger RNA. Its product is annotated as neuropeptide SIFamide receptor-like. Gene Ontology annotation, cellular component: plasma membrane. Bases 237 to 899 code for a protein of 220 amino acids. The record is from RefSeq and is a predicted model, not a curated record. Gene Ontology annotation, biological process: G protein-coupled receptor signaling pathway. The transcript has a single exon. Gene Ontology annotation, molecular function: G protein-coupled receptor activity. NCBI's taxonomy places the organism in Eukaryota, Metazoa, Arthropoda, Malacostraca, Decapoda, Penaeidae.
UGUGCGAAAAAGGAAUCAGUGAAUGGAAUAUCAUCCCUUGCAAACAUUUCCUGAAGGACGUGAUGAUUUUUUGAGAAAAGAAGAAAGAACGGGGAACGAAAUGUUGGGCAAUUCAGAUGGACCUGACAGAGAUGAAUGUAUACGCAGAUAGUAGUACGAUGAAAAUUAAUGAACAAAUAUUAAAGUUUUAAUUAAAGUAGGGGAUUAUUAACAAUUAGAAAGAUAAAAUUUAGUUCAUGGGACGUGUUUUGUCAUGCCAUGAAAUACCCUUCGAAACAAGGAAAGCAAGAAUUGCGCUGAGAAGCCGAAGGAACGUCCUCGGUGCCGAGAUGGCCCGUGACAUGUACCGGGAGACAGUGAGUGGCUACCGACCGGGGGAGUCGGUUAUCUUUACUCCCGGUAGCUCUUCCUUCGCCGUCCUGGACACCACCUAUCAGGAUCCUUUCCCCUAUUACCGCAAGACUUCCCCGUACCCUCCGCUGCCUCUCCUCACGGGCGCCCCAUCCCCCGCGAGCUUUUCCCCGGCAACGGCGACCCAGACAGUCGCGGCGAUGACGGACUUUUUCUACAACACAUCUGACAGUGCCAACUCCACGUCCAUUGAUGAUGCCUAUAACAACCAAACGGUCUCUUCCGAUUCUCCCGUGUUUCCCGAAUACAUCCGCGUCGUCUCCACGAUUUUCUGCAGCAUUGUUCUUUUCGUCGGCGUCGUCGGCAAUGUGUUAGUUCCUGUCGUUAUUUUAAAGAACAGGGACAUGAGAAAUUCUACCAACUACUUCCUCAUUAACCUGAGUUUUGCCGAUCUGUUGGUGUUGCUGAUCUGCCUCCCGUCCGUACUGGUGGAGCUCCACUCGCCCCCCGACGUCUGGGUCCUCGGCUACAGCAUGUGUAAGUACUGA